UUCUUUCUGACAGAGUUUAUGCAUUCAUGUCUUAUGCUCUUGUGGGUGUAACAUCUGCGAAUACCGCCACUUUCGCAGAUGCCUAAUAGUCACUCUUAUCAUACGCCGCUUGAACGGUCGCCUCUCCAAGUCUAAAUCUCCAAAAACAACCUCUGCAAAUUAAAUUCUGCGGCCCAUCAAAUGCAGUUUUCACAAACGAUUAAGAAGGAAUCGCAUGUACGUAGAAGGUCUCGGUGCAAAUUAUACCUUGGCAUAUGUAGCAACUCUUUGUGCAGCCUAUUCAGGGUUACCGCUUGUGAUGGAAGCCUUUUCAGCCCGCCACGUGAGAAAUAAUCCAUUUAAAUGCGUUGAGAGAUUUUAUAGCCGCGAUGGCUUCGGAAUUGCUAACAAUUGCAGUAAUCAUGUACCACUUUGAUGCCUAAUUCACGUCAACUCUAUUCAAGUUCAGGAUGCCUCCAUAUUGAGGAUCCGCAAACUCCUGGAAUGAAAACCUUAGCGCGACGCUCUGUGAAUAUGCUUAAAAAUGAUUCGCAUCUUUGUCCGUCUCAAACGUUCAAGUGCUCUGGGAAUAUGCUUAAAAAUGAUUCGCAUCUUUGUUCGUCUCAAACGUUCAAGUCUCAAAAUUUAGAUUUUUCCCAUUCGCCCUCAAAGAUCUUAAGCUUAACAGAAGCCGUUUGAAUCUUCAAAAAAUUGUAAAUGACAAUGGUGAAUUGCAAGCGUCUGGUUGAGGCUUAUCUGGAGGUUUCUCAUAGCAAGGCUGCUGUAUACUCAGAUAGAAAGGGCGACUUUGAGACCAAGAUUGACCUAGAAAUCUACAGAAUUUUAU
Plasmopara halstedii is the source of this 826-nucleotide messenger RNA. RefSeq lists its product as uncharacterized. Bases 415 to 678 code for a protein of 87 amino acids. The transcript has a single exon. The record is from RefSeq and is a predicted model, not a curated record. Lineage: Eukaryota; Oomycota; Peronosporomycetes; Peronosporales; Peronosporaceae.